AGAGAGAAGCCAUAACAAAUAUACUUUGCAAAAACACUUCAAUAAUGUCAUCAGUUCUCCUAUUCAGCAUUCAUAUAUUGUUGGUUCAGAAGGGCUCUUCUGCAACACCAACAUGCCAAACCACAUGUGGCACAAUACCAAUAAGAUACCCUUUUGGCACUGCCUAUGGUUGUGGCCACCCUGCAUUCUCUAAGCACAUGAAAUGCAACCUUGGAACUCUUGAAUACUACUCAUCAACAAGAACCACCAGCAAUAAUAAUGCCUACACAGUUUCCUCAAUAGACUAUGCAAGUAGCACAGUUAUAAUCAUAGACCCUUUGAUGUCAAAUUGCACUGAGAUGCAAAACUCUGGUAGCUUUACCUUAGGUGAUGACACACCAUUCACAUUGGCCAAGGAGAACAUCUUUGUCCUCCUUGGCUGCUCCACCACCUCUCCAAUGUUCGAUUCGAGGGAAGACUUCUGCGACACAGGAUCCGGCUCCCGGGUUUGUAGAGGGAUGUAUUCAUGCAGAGGAGUGACAGGGAUUGGGCUGCCACAGAAUGCACCAAUAUCAACAUGUUGUGUAUAUGACUACCCUACUGGAAUUGGGUUGGGAUACAGUUUGGACCUUCCAAAGCUUCAAUGCUCUUCUUAUGCUUCUGUUUAUGAGUUUGGAGAUGAAGGGGACCCCAUGAAGUGGAAGUUUGGGGUAUCAUUGAAUUAUAAUGAUUCUUAUAAUUAUAGUGAUGCCUGUAAAGAUUGUGAAGCAAGUGGAGGCUUUUGUGGGUUUGCUAGUUUGGAUGAAUCAUUCUCUUGUGUUUGCAACAAUGGUGUUAACACCACCACCAAUUGUUUUGGACAAGGAAAUGCUUUAAGUGGGACAAUGGGACUGAAAAUUCAAACCGUGUUGACUAUUGGAGAAUGUAUAUGGAAUAAUUUGCAUACACCAUAUAACUAAAGAUAUAUGGGAAUAUGCACUCUUCUUAAUUAUCUUGUGUUCACUGAAGUCGUUAAUUGGUGUGGCUGGAUGAUGUUUCUGCAGGACUUGUAGUGUCUUGGAUGUUUUUACUCCUCCAAUGCAGAUAGUGACAAAACAAAUAAAGGGCUAGGGAAUGAAGAAGAAACAUGUCUUACCAUUUUAAUUAGUGCUUCAUUUUGGUUAUUUGACUCUAAAGCACAGAUAGGGCCAAAUAUAUGUAAUUUAUAUCAAAUUGAAAUGGCAAGCAAGCAUCUGUUUUUAAUUCAUAGUUGUUGGAUUGAAUAGAAUAUUUUAACUAGGAAUGCUA
Arachis ipaensis is the source of this 1266-nucleotide messenger RNA. Its product is annotated as LEAF RUST 10 DISEASE-RESISTANCE LOCUS RECEPTOR-LIKE PROTEIN KINASE-like 1.5. Gene Ontology annotation, molecular function: polysaccharide binding. The record is from RefSeq and is a predicted model, not a curated record. NCBI's taxonomy places the organism in Eukaryota, Viridiplantae, Streptophyta, Magnoliopsida, Fabales, Fabaceae.